Molecule: messenger RNA, 1794 nt
Organism: Dendrobium catenatum
Lineage: Eukaryota; Viridiplantae; Streptophyta; Magnoliopsida; Asparagales; Orchidaceae
Product: plant UBX domain-containing protein 7
Exons: 10
Coding region: 236-1564 (442 amino acids)
Biological process (GO): proteasome-mediated ubiquitin-dependent protein catabolic process
Cellular component (GO): nucleus
Molecular function (GO): ubiquitin binding
Source: RefSeq, a predicted model, not a curated record
AGUCAUAUAGAAAUACCUUCACCUCUCGCCGGUGCAUCUCGCCGGAUUAACUUCUGCUAUAUAUAUCUCUCUCUCUCCUCUGACAGACCUCUUCUCAUCCAAUCUCAUCCGCCCUUCCUAGAACUCAUCUUACCCCUUCGAUUUCUCCUUUUCAUCGAUUUCUUCUAUAAUGCGCUAUUUUUCCUUGUUGCCCUAGGGUUUCUUUUGUCUGGAUUAGAAUUACUUGGAUCGAACGAUGGAAAGCCUACCGACGGCAACGGAGAGGCAGUUGCUAAUCUCCUCCUUCUUAGAAAUCGCAGUCGGUCAGACCGCGGAGACUGCUAUCCAGUUCCUGCAGGCCACAAGUUGGAAACUUGAGGAAGCUAUUCAGCUUUUCUAUGUUGGGAACGAUGUUGGUGGAGCCGGACUUGCUUCUGCUUCUGCUUCUGAGUUGCCUCCAUUUGAUCAAAAUUCUAGUGGAGUAGAGAAUGUUGCUGCAUACAGCGGUGAUGGCAAGGAAGCUACUGCUGAUGAAGUGCGAGCUCCAUUGCCUGUUAAGAGAGACACUUUGUAUGGUGAUGCUGCUUUUCUGAGACAACAACCUAGUUCUGUGGUUGCUUUUCGAAACUUUGAAGAGGAGUCAAGAAGGCCUGCGGUUUGGGAGUCUGAACAAAAUACUGCAUCAACAGCAAAUGGGGGCCGUGAUAAUCUUGCUUCUCUAUACCGCCCUCCUUUUGCUUUAAUGUAUAAUGGAUCAUUUGAUAAGGCCAAGUUUGAGGCCUCUCUUCAGGACAAGUGGUUGUUAGUCAACCUGCAGUCCACGGAAGAAUUUAGCUCUCAUAUGCUUAAUCGGGAUACAUGGUCUAAUGAAGCUGUAACACAAACAAUUCGCACCAAUUUCAUAUUCUGGCAGGUGUAUAAUGACACCAGCGAGGGACGGAAGGUUUGCACCUACUAUAACUUAUCCUCAAUUCCAGCCAUUUUGGUUAUCGAUCCUAUCACCGGGCAAAAAAUGCGAGCAUGGACUGGCAUGGUACAGCCAGAACGUAUUUUGGAGGAUUUAUUACCAUUUAUGGAAGGCGGACCAAAACAACAACACGUGUCUCUUCCUCUCAAAAGACGUAGGGAAGGAGCAAAGGAUUCUACGGUCAGCAUAUCAGAAAAAUAUCUCGACGAAGAUGAGGAGCUGCUGAUGGCAGUUGCAGCAUCAUUGGAAGGAUCAAAAGUGCCUGUGGAGUCCUCUGUAGAUGAAGAAGCAAAAGCUGAUGAAGAUGCUAAAAGCAGCGCCAACAAGGAACCUGUAUAUCCUCCCCUUCCAGAGGAGCCAAAGGGGAACAGAGAGCUUCUUUGUAGAGUGGGCAUCCGCCUUCCUGAUGGACGCCGAGUCCAGCGGAGCUUUCUUCGUUCUGACUCCAUAAGGUUAUUAUGGUCAUUUUGCUCUUCUCAACUUGAGGGUGCAGUAGCUCGUCCUUUCCAUUUCACAGAAGCAAUUCCUGGAGCAUCCAAAACUCUCGAAUAUGAGAGCAACGUAACGUUCGAUGAGGCUGGUUUAUCAAACUCCUUGAUUUCCAUGCUGUGGGAUUGAAGGUUUGGAUCUUUGACUGUGGACAUUGCCAAUGUCUAGAAAGCUUAAUGUGCAAGUUAAUUUUGUCUUAUGAGGAGCUAGAUGGAGUUCAUAUUGAUACAAGUUUCUCUUGGGAGCAAAAUUGUUUAAGUUAUAGUUGUACGUUGUGUAUAUUAUGCUUUUUUUAGAUUUGAUGACCUUUUUAAUUUUUAUAUAAUCUAUUAAUGGCUGGCAGAUGCUAUUCCAAUAAA